UUAGAAGCACUUUAAAAAUGUCAGGGAAAUAUGAAUGGAUGUGAAAAAAUCAAGUAUAUAAAUAGUAGAUCUAGUCAACAGGAAUAAGUUGAAUUGUUAGAGAAGGAUUCUGAAUUUGUAAUCUGAAACCAUGACAUCCAUGAGCUCUUUGAAGAGUAAGCUACACAGGCUGAAGAAAGAGGAUACCAGUGAGGUGACAGAUUAUAAAACAUGGAUGAAAAAGAUAACAGACUGUGGGAACCGUGCAGAAGAUUGGUUAGAAUAUACAACUUACAUGAGACACAAUCUUAACUUUAAUGAUAGAUUCCAGGCUCACAACUUUCUCUCUGAUCUGUAUGAGAAAGCUUUUAGGGCGAUUGAUGGAAAAGAAAACAAGGACAAUGAAGCUUUUGCUCAUCUAUUUAUAGACUUUGCUGAGGUCAAAAGUGAACAGUUACUAUCUGAAGAUGCCAUUCAACUGUUAACAGAAGCAAGGAACAUAGUAAAGAAAUACUCAAUAGUUCAUAUUGCUUCAGCAGAGCUGGAGAUCAAAGAAGGAAAUAUUAGUAAAGCCAGAAAUAUUCUGAACAAAGCCAGACUAUUUAAAUUUGAACCUACGGAUUUAUUGGUGGAAGCUUUAAGGAAACUUGAUGCUGGAGAAACGGUUUUACUUUCACCAAGGCAUAGAAGAUACAGUUCUGGCCACAGUAAAGUAAACCUGUCUGAUGAUAGUCAAAGCAUCUUUCAUGGUGUUCCUGAAGGGAAUUUACAAGAACAUAUUGGACCAGAUGAAAUGGAGACUGCACCAGUUAUGAUGGAAUCUCAUAAGGAGAAAUAUGUAACAGUCCGUGCCAACUCCUGUAGACCUGCCAUGAGGAGCUACAGCAGUACACCAGAAAUGAGGAGUUUGUCUAAUUUUCAGUGGAAAAGGACAGACAUAGGUGUACCACAGAGAGUAAGGAAGCUUAAUUUACCUUUCACAGCGACAGCCGAGGAGGAGGAAGAAGAGGGUGUGGAAGAUAUGGAUACUAUGUCUGGUUUUACACCACUGGAACCUCAGGCUAGUUCAACCUUUGUAUCUAUGACCACUGCACAAAGUAGUGGUUACCAGUCUAUGAUGGAGACAACCAUUCCACUGGAAACUGGCAACCAGUUUGAAAAUCACCUUUCAGGAUUUCAUUCUGGAAAACCAGCAUUUGACUUGUCAGGAAUUCAUCCUCAAAAACAGACUUUUGACUUGACAGGAAUUCAUCCCCAACAGCAGACAUGUGACUUGUCGGGAAUUCUUUCUCAACGGCAGACAUGUGACUUGUCAGGAACUCAAUCCAAGAAACAUACAAAUAAUCCGUUAGGAAAACAAAAAGACACACCAUCAUGUGAAAUAUCUGGAAUUGAGUCAAUGAAAGAAACAGAUAGACAAACUUGUGACUUGUCAGAUAUAAAUCAAAAGUCUAAUGGUAUUGGUAUUCAGCCAGUCAAACAAAACGACAGACUCACCUGUAAUCUUUACAGCAUUCAGUCAGAUAUGGUUAUGAAAGAAUCAGUAAAAGAUAUAUCCAGCUUUCAGUCUGACAAAUCCAUGAAGGAACCCAUGAAGUUAGACAAUGUUUCAUUACUACAACCUAAUGGACGACCACAGAUUAUGAAAAGUCAAGUGUUACCUAACCCUAAACCAAACAGUGGUGCCCCUAAAGUGGUUACACCUAACCAAGUUUCAGGCAAUCCUACACCAAGCAGAGGUGCUCCUAGAGUGCUUACACCAAACCAAGUUUCAGGCAAUCCUACACCUAGCAGAGGUGCUCCUAGAAUGGUAACACCAAACCAAAUGUCAGCCUUUCCUACACAUAGCAAAGGUGCUCCUAGAGUGCUUACACCAAACCAAGUGUCAGCCAAUCCUACACCUAGCAGAGGUGCUCCUAGAACGGUUACACUCAACCAAGUGUCAGCCAACCUCAUUCCUAACAGAAAAGUUCCUGAAAUACCUACACCUAAUAGAACAGUACCUAUUGAGCCUACACCUAGUAAACAUGUAAUGUCUGAUAGGCUGUCCAACGUACCAAUUUGUGCCACUCCAAGUGCUGUACAGCAAACGUCAAUACCCUGUACACCAAGUGUUAUGCAGGAUGUAGAAACUAUCACAGUGAACAAUGUAGUCUACAUGAUACUUGACAUGCUUGGGAAAGGUGGCUCUAGUAAGGUCUACCAUGUCCAUGAUUCCAAGCCUCCAUCUAAAGCAAUCAAAGUAGUCAACCUAAAUGAUGCUAAUGAAGAGAUAGUCAAUGGUUACAAGAACGAAGUCAAGUUAUUGCUACAGUUACAGUAUUGUCCAAAAGUAAUCAAAAUCUAUGAUUAUGAGUAUAGACCAGAAGAAAACAAAUUAUAUAUAGUAAUGGAGUAUGGCAACUGUGACUUUGCUCAGUUUCUGAAAGAUAAAAUAAAAGAAGAUUGUAAGCUGUCAGACCAUUUGAUCAAGUAUUACUGGGAGUCUAUGUUGAUGGCUGUCCAUGCUUUACAUAAAGAAGGAAUCAUUCAUUCAGACUUAAAGCCAUCAAAUUUCAUCAUAAUAGGAGGUGCCUUAAAACUGAUAGACUUUGGUAUAGCUAAAUCUGUGCAACCAGAUAAAACCAGUGUUCUGACUGAAAUGCAGGUUGGAACAUUAAACUACAUGAGCCCAGAGUCUAUAGCAGAUUAUGGUUUAGAUGAGAAACCUAUGUAUAAGAUUGGUGUGAAGAGUGAUGUUUGGUCCCUUGGAUGUAUUUUAUACAAUAUGGUUUAUGGUUUUACUCCAUUCCAAAGAAUCAACAAACAGUUUGCCAAACUUCAGGCAAUUACUAAUUCCAGUUAUGUCAUUCAUUUCCCUGAAAUUGAGGACAAACGUCUAUUAGAUGUAAUGAAGAAAUGUUUAAUUAGAGAUCCAAAAGUUCGACCAAGCAUUGAAGAUUUACUUCAGCAUCCAUAUUUGAAAAGGGAGAAAAAAGAAGAAGCAUCAGUAGUAGACAAACGAAUAGAGAGACUUGUAGAAAGAUUAGCAGAUAAAGUAUCAUCACCUAAUACUCUACGAAGUCUACUAAGGAGUGAAAUAUUAAAGGGAAUUUCAGACAGAGAAUGUCCAGAAAACAAAGAAAAUGUUCAUUAAUUAUUUCAACUGAAUUCUGGCAGUGAUAGUUGAGGAAGAGAUGUUAUGGACAAUAGUUGUCAAAGCUUUUAAUGAUAAAUACAAAAACUAUAUUUAGCAGCUGUGAUGGAAAUAAAUAAUGAUGUUGAAAUUCAUUUCUAUCAAAAAUUUGAAUCUGUGUGAGGAAAAAUAUGUAAAUCAAUAUGUUUUGAUAUUGUUUCUUACUUUAAAAGGUUGUUUGAAAUUUUAUAUAACAAGUGUAAUAUAUGUGUAAAUCCGAUUGGUUUAUAUUUAUAGCUGAUUCAAGGUAGAUUGCAAGAUGCAGACAAAUUUGUCAUUUUGAUUUUAUCACUGGUCACAAGGUAAAGCUAGAUUUGUUAAUUCUUUAAAUCAGUUGAAAGAAUCAAUAGUCUAUUAUUUUAUUGGGGGGGGGGGGGGGGGGGGGUAUUCUUUUUCAAUCAAAGAGCGUAAUCUUUGUAAAAGGAGAAUUGUGGUUUAUAUCAAUGAUACAGCAAUUCAACAACAUCAUAAAACCAACAAAAGACAUCAAGUAUUUUAACAGGAAACACACAAUUUUUUGUAUGAUGUAUACUUUUCUCAUACACCUAGAAUCGUUCACUCUCGUUGUAUCCCUUGUCAAACACACACAGUUGCUAUGUUUGCAAUAAUUUAUUCUACUAUCCCUGUUUUAAGAUGUUUUUCACUGGGUAAACUUUCCUUAUUUUAAGAUGUUUUACACUGGAUAUACUUCCCUAUUUUAAGAUGCUUUACACUGGGUAAACUUUCCCUAUGUUGAGAUGCUUUACACUGGGUAAACUUUGGUGUAUUUACUGUCUUCUGACUGGUUAAAAGUAUUACCUUUAUUUUCAAUGUUGUCAAUUUUUAUGGCGACACGCCCACUCUGACGUUGUGUAUGCAUACGCCAACAUGUGUGUACGUUGUUAUUGUUAAUAUAGAUAAUAUAAAAAGCUCUUUGAGCCUUAUUUUUGAUAGAAAUUUAUUUAUAAUGAAUGGCUAUUAUUUAUUUUGAAUUUAUUGAACCAUAAAAUUAAUUUUUGACUCUUCACGGAUUAUUCAAUGUGAAGAGUCAAAAAUUAAUUUUAUGGUUCAAUAAAUUCAGAUAAAUAAUAGCCAUUCAUUAAAUACACUUAUUACUGACCUGACUUUAAUCAGAGAAGAUGAUGUAAUUGUUGAUAUUUAAAGUUGGACCUGCAUUUCAUUUAUUUUCCAUUCAAAGUAGAUUUUUUUCUGUCACAGUUUAAAUGGUGUCAUUAGGUUUGAUAAGAUAAGUAGAAGAAAUAGUGGUACUUUGAAAUCACCAAGUUCCCAUCUUUUUAAGACUGGGAUACCAUUUAAGAGUUUUUAUAUGUGUACUUUACAGUUUGGCUUUUGCUCAUUGUUGAAGGCGGUAUGGUGAUCUAUAAUUACUUACAUCCACAUCAUUUGGACUCUAGUAGAUAGUUGUGUCAUUGGCUGUCAUACCAGAACUUUUUAUCUUAAUAUUUAAUGGUGAAUGACCAAAUUAGAAGUUUAGGUAUUUUAUAACUGACCUGUUCCAUUAGCAGUAAAGCAAUAUGAUACUUACAUUUGCAUGAUUAAUCUGUUUCCAAAUACUACAUACACAGACAAAAAUAAACAAGACAGUCAUUUAUAAAUACUGAAGUACAAAAUAGGUAAAAUUAUGGUUUUAGGGAUAGUGAUUUAAUACACAUUUUUUGUGCUGGAUUAUUUCAGUCACUUAAGUUACUAUUCAUACAAUAUGAAAGAUACAUAUGUUAUAUUUUCAUUUGAAGUUUCAUAUUUUCACAGUUUAAAAUGCUCUUAAAAAACCUUUUAAUGUCUUUUCAUGAUGUAUUCAAAUAAUUUUUAUUAGGCAGUUAAGCUGCCUUAUGCGAGCACCCUAGAUUUGUGUUCUACCCAAUAAAUGCUGAAAUACCUGCCAUUGUUAUUAUCUAGCUGGCUAUUAUGUUAUUUAUAACUAAUUGGACAUUUUUUUAAUACUUUUAUUUCUGGAAUACAAAAAAUAUGACCAGAAAAACCUUAAAUGAUCGUCGAACUACCCAAAAUUUUCGAAGUUGCACAUAGGAAGUAGUGUUCAAUAGAAAUCCGUACGUUGUUUAUUAUCCCCUGUGCUUUUGGCUACGAUGUCAAAGAACAAUUGUAUGAAAUAUUUCUUCGCCGAAAAUCGGUAAUUACAAGUCGUUUAUAUUUCCCAAGUGGCAAAAUGCGCAGGAAUAUUGUUCAUGUACAACAAAUCUCUAUGAUAGAGGAAAUAAAGUUAUAUAAGUGGGUGGUAAUUUUUAACUUAUCUUGCCAAAUAAGCGCGAAUUAAGGUUGUUGUUAUUUUAUGAAUGAAACGAGGUCAUGAAACAGAUGCGGAAAUCGACGUUGAUGAGAUGUUUUAAGUAAAGUGGACAACUCGUCCCCGAGACAAGUCGGACCGAAUCCACUCAAACCAUCUAAGAAGACAACUUUGACCGUUUGUCAGAUUUACUUAGGGUUUCAUAAAAUAUUAGACUAACAUGUCUAGCGGAGCCAUUAAUCUUUUGUUUGUGCAUUGGGGUCUAUUAAGGGGUAUUUGGAGGGGCCUGAAGAAGGGAGGGGUUUACUAUAGAACCCUUUGGGAUUUUAUUUUUUUAAAUUUUCAAAUGACCAUUUCUCGAAAACAGUAAGUGAUAGACACAUGCAGUCUUCAGUAAUGAGAACAGGACAAAAAAAAAUCAACCAAAAUAUAGGGUGAGUCCCUGGGGGUCAUCCGAACCCCCUUCAAUUUGAAAAUGUACUUUUAUCUUGUAAACCGUCGCAAUCCCCAACCCUAAACAAUAUAUAUACUUGUAUGGGACAAUAAAAGAAAUCAAAUGAAAAUAAUUUGGGGGAGUCCCCGGUGUCGUCCCAAACGCUCCUGUUUGAGAACUUGGAAAUGGUCGAGAUCCCCACCCCUAAACCAUAUAUAUUCAUGUAUGGGACAAUAAAACAAAUCAAAUGAAAUAUAGGGGAGUCCCUGGGGUCACCCCACCCCCUCCUGUUUGAGAACUUGUAAACAGUCGAUAUCCCCACCCCUAAACCAUAUAUAUUCAUGUAUGGGACAAUAUAACAAAUCAAAUGAUAUAUAUAGGGAGUCCCUGGGGAAACUCCACCCCUUCCUGUUUGAGAACUUGUAAACAGUCAAGAUCCCCACCCCUAAACCAUAUAUAUUCAUGUAGGGGACAAUAUAACAAAUCAAAUGAAAUAUAUGGGGAGUUCCUCGGGCCAACCCACCCCUCCUGUUUGAGAACUUGGAAAUGGUCGAGAUCCCCACCCCUAAACCAUAUAUAUUCAUGUAUGGGACAAUAAAACAAAUCAAAUGAAAUAUAGGGGGAGUCCAUGGGGACACCUCACCCCCUCUUGUUUGAGAACUUGUAAACAGUCAAGAUCCCCACCCCUAAACCAUAUGUAUUCAUGUAUGGGACAAUAUAACAAAUCAAAUGAAAUAUUUGGGGAGUCCCUUGGGUCACCCCACCCCCUCCUGUUUGAGAACUUGUAAACGGUCGAGAUACCCACACCUAAACCAUAUUUAUUCCUGUUCAUCAUUUCAAAAAGAUUUGAAUGACAUACAGGGUCAAUCUCCUAGGUGUCACAUAUGCAUAUCACUUUACUAGACCAAACCAAUAUGAACUGGACUUUGCCCAAUGUCAGGAGACCAUGGGAAUGACGAAUUAUGGGGGCUUUGUUUGGGAGACUUCGUAACCGCAUCCUGCUACAAUUAUUUCUUGUUUAUUAUAAAAUUUUAUUGAUGCAAAAAAUGAGUCUAGGUUAAUUGAAUUUACUUUAAUUAUUUAUUAAAUUAUUUCUGGGCCUAUAAUAAUUUUCAUAUAUGGCUCAUUUUAAAGAAAACAUAUAAAUCUUUCAAGCAGUGUAAAGCCCGAGAAUGUUUGACGAACUGUUUUAUAAUCACCUGUCAUUUUAUUCCAAACUUGGUAUGGAGUAACAUCAUGCACUUGGGGGUGAAGAUAGGGGUCAUUUACAUUGAUAUAGGAGUUGCUUUUGAAAACCUUGAUGAAAUAUUAAUUAAUUUGCCUUAAUAAUCAAUUCAUUUAAUGAACAUAAAUGUACAAUAUACGAAUGUUUAAUGUUUGUUCUUUCAAAUCUUAAAAAAAAAUUGAAGCAACACUGCCACAGUUUUCAUAAUUACGUUUGCCUUUUGUUUUUGGUUAACUGCCUACAGCGCUUACAGUGCUUUGAUUCUGUUAUAUUUUGUACACUGUGUUUGUAAUGAUUUUAGACUGUCUGCAGUUCUGUCUGAAGACUUGCUUAAUUUCUUAUUAUGUUAAUAUGUCUGUAUUUCUGCUGUGAGACUUGCUUACUUCUUUUAAACAUUAUUAUGUUAAUUUAUCUGUAAUUCUGCUUUAAGAUUUGCUUACUUCUCUCAAACAUUUAUUUGUUAUUGUAUAGAAAUAAAUAUACAUCAUUGUG
This is a messenger RNA of Mytilus californianus (California mussel), 7546 nucleotides long. RefSeq names its product dual specificity protein kinase TTK-like. Gene Ontology annotation, cellular component: kinetochore; spindle; nucleus. Gene Ontology annotation, biological process: meiotic spindle assembly checkpoint signaling; mitotic spindle assembly checkpoint signaling; peptidyl-serine phosphorylation. The record is from RefSeq and is a predicted model, not a curated record. Lineage: Eukaryota; Metazoa; Mollusca; Bivalvia; Mytilida; Mytilidae. The transcript is spliced from 19 exons. Bases 131 to 3115 code for a protein of 994 amino acids. Gene Ontology annotation, molecular function: ATP binding; protein serine/threonine/tyrosine kinase activity; protein binding.